UACUAUCACACAGAGAGGAGAACCUCUCUAUACGCGCUGCCGGUUUCACGCCGUGGUACGCGCUUUUGGGGGGAGCGCGCACAUGUAUCCGGGGCUCGGGCAUCAGUGCGGAGUCUCAGUGCCGAGAAGGAAGAGGGACUCAUAAGUUAUCAGAGUAGCUUCAACCAAGAGGCUCCACCGAGCAGCUGCUCGGUCGGACGGACGCGUUAAAGGGAAGCGUAAAGAGAAAGGAUGCGGUUCCGAGCAGAGCAGGGAGCUGCAGCUUCACCUCACCAGCGCAAAGGCGGGAUCCUGUCGUAACUUUUAAUGUGCUGAAGUUCAUCUCACCUGUCUGUUGCUCCCGCUCCUGUCCGGUUUUGGCAACGCGCUUCCCGCCCGCCAUGGCCGGUUGGUCGCUCCACGAUGCGCUCUUCCUGUGCGCAUUCCUCCAGCUGUUCUCCCUCCCCGGCGGACAGGUGCCGAACUGCCAGGAGGUGCGCACCGUGUUCCAGUCCCUGCACCCCGGAUCCAAGUGGGUCCCCGAAACCCCGGUGUCAGGUGCGGAUCUGCAGGUUUGCCAAACCAAAGGCCCGACCUGCUGUUCCAAGAAGAUGGAGGAACGGUAUCAGGUAGCCGCACGCAGCAACAUGGAGUCUGGCCUGCAGGUUGUCAGCGCACAGCUCAAACGCCUCAUCAUCCAGAAUGCUGCCAUAUUCCAAGAGGCCUUCGACCUGGUGCUGCGUCACGGCCGUAACUCCACCCUGGCCACGCUGAAGUCUGAGUUUCCAGGCCUCGGAGGCGGUGCUCAGAGCUCCGUGGGGCAGCUCUUCCUGGAUAUGUCGCUCUACAUCCUCGGCUCGGACUCCACGGUGGACCACAUGGUGACGGUGCUCUUUGGUCGCCUCUUCCCCCUCACGUACCGCCGCCUGCUGGGGGGUAGUGGCUCAUCUGUGUCUGAGGAAUGUGUCAGAGGAGCCUGGAAGGACUCAGGAGCGUUUGGACCUUAUCCUAAACUCAUGAUGACACGUCUGUCCCGCUCCCUGCUAGCUACGAGAGUCUUCCUUCAGGCGCUGAACCUGGGCAUCGAGGUCGUCAACACCACGGACCACCUGCGGCCCGGUCGGGACUGCAGCCGGGCCCUGCUCAGGCUCUGGUACUGCCCUCACUGCCAGGGCAUGCUGGGACCGCCCGCCUGCAGGGGCUUCUGCCAGGCGGUGAUGCACGGCUGCCUGGGGGGGGCGGCAGAGGUGCAGCCUCACUGGAGGAGCUACAUCGACGGACUGGGGAAGCUGGCAGGAGCCAUGAGGGGAGAGCAGGACAUGGAGGCCGUGGUUCUCAGCAUGCCCUCAAUGAUUAGACUGGCUCUGAAGCACGCAGUGAACGCCCGCAGCCGCCUUAACACCCUGGUGAGCGGGAUGUGUGGACAGUCUCCUCAGCGGGCCUCUCGCUCAGUCGGGUCGCCUCCUCCUCAGCCUCCAGCCUCCUCUGCGGUCCGCGGAGCUCAGCCCUCAUCCUCGGACUCUGAUGAGACUCUGGCCGGUCUCCGCAGGGAGUUCAUAACCAACCUGAGAGGCUUCAGCUCCUUCUACAGCGGUCUUGGGGACGCGUUGUGCAGUCGAGAGCCCACUCCAGCAAACCACUCCCUCUGCUGGAACGGGCAGGAGAUGACAGACAGGUUUCCGGGUCCUGGCCUGAAGCGGCUGCACACCGGCUCAGAGUCGAGGAGCAACAAGCCUCCUGAGCCGAUCAUCAGCCAGAUCAUAGACAAACUCAAACACAUCAACCAGUUGCUGCGGAUUGUGACGGUGUCUGAGAAGCGCUGGAGAGCCCGGUCGCGUGGAGCCGGAGUGGACGGCUGGAACGACGAGGGCGAAGAGGGGUUCGAGAGCGGAGACUGCGACGACGAGGACGAGUGCACCGGCGUGUCGGGGCUGGGGCCGCCGCCGAGACGCAAACGAUUACGCAUUUUCGCAGACCUUUCUGAUAAUCUGGCGAUGGACGACUUCACCUUCCAGGAGCAGCUGUUAACCCCUCGGUUGGCCACAGCCGGAGUCGGCGGUGUGUCCUCACCUGCGGCUCCGUUGUGGAGGAGCUCCCUGGAUCCAACCCUCCCUUUGGCGCUCGCUCUGCUCCUGCUUUGCCACCACUGACCCGUGAAUCUCCGUCACCUCUUUCCUCUGCAAAUUCAGACUGUGUGGAAUGUGAUAAACCUUUCUGGCUCAGCAAAGGAAGCAUGAACAACAGGAAAAUGCUACAUUUCUCUGUAAGAGCCUGUCUUGUUUUAUUCAAAAUGAGUGGAUGUUCUGAAACAAACAUAAUAAAGCACACUAGAUAGACCCCUGGAAUUAUGUAAAUACAAACUUGCCCACUAAUUCAACUUUUGAGCCCUCUUGCCUCAGCUCCUCUCGUGCUGACUUCUUGUGUUUAGUAACAAACCGAUGGAGACGCUGUUCUUUAUGGACCAGUAACACACAACAGACUGUUUUUUAAAAACUCUGUCUGUGCUGAGUUAUUGCCCUUCAGCAACAAGCAGAAGGAAGGAGAAGUCAGCUGCUGCCAUUUUCCUUCAUGGCAGUGAAUGAUCUCCUGCCAGGUCUGGACUUUCAGCAGGUUUACUGAACUCAUCCCUGAAGGCUGAAGGCUGUUCCUCAAAACGCUCUGCUACUACCUUAAUCUCCCGUCUGUCUCACUCUCUGGUUAGUAAUAUCCUAGUGAUAGCUAAAUUAUUUCAGACUACACUCCCACCAUCACUGUUUGCUUUAUUUUGUAAAGCUGGUGCAUUUUUUUUAAAAAAAACACUAACAGCCCUCCAAUAAUAAUAAAAGAAAACAUUCAAGGGCUACCGUCAUAAAAUCUCCAAAUGAGCCCGAAACUGUACAAAUGUAUGUUCCUCUGUGUUGGUGCCAUGUUUACAAAAAUAUGAUUGUUUGCAGCAUUGGUUUGUGGACUGAAUUUUUGGCUGGACUGUGAAGCAUUGCUGCAGAUUUUGAGCUUAUUCCUUAGCACUGUGCAUAAAGCGAGCAGUAAUAUGAGAUAUAAAUAUGUAUAAAACUACGUGAAAAUUCAUUUUGUUGUGUUGCGGUGAGAUCACACAUAUGCAAUGUCACUGGUUUUUCUGUGUUUUUGGUUUAAAACAAGAAGUCACAUGUUUUUUUUUAUUGUUUAUUUAAAUUUGUUUGGUUUUCAAAAUGAAGUACGGUGAAAAAUGGAGUCCAGCUCCACUUGUUGUUUAUACUGGAGGCCGUGUGAUGGAUGUGUGGAAAGACACUAAUUAAAAGCUGAAAGUGCUGCAGCCACCCAGCAGACUCCACAGCUGGGAGUGUUGACCGUGCUCACAGCCGACUCUUUGACUUGUCGUUUCAGGAGAGGCACAGGUGUGACGAAGAACAGCAGUGAGGCCUCUGUUCCAUAAAGGUGCACCUGAGUCAUGUCCGAGGUGCAGCAUGCAGAGCGCCGGGUUGCUGCUGAAUAGUAUUUUUUGCUCAGGAAGGUUUCUAAUCGAGUGAAAUGACCCAGAAGUAUCUAAGUGGCAGCCUCGAUAAGCGCUAGUCGAAUCCUCUUACCAAGUCACAAUCUCUACACUCUCAGACUUUCAAACUGUCAACUGCAAGUGGACAUUUUGAUACUAUUUUGCACCAUUUCUGCAGAUUUUUCCUGAGGAACCUGCCAAUAGUUCAAAGUGAAAUUGGUCACAUCUAAACAUAGUUGUUCUUCCUCACACAAAAUGUACACAAAGUAUGGAUGGUGGAGGGAAGAAAUCUGCUUAGAGGUUUAUCUGUAGGUAACAGCAUCUGUUGUGCUUAUUUAUUACACGUUUGGUGUUUGUAUUUUCAGUCGAAUCUCUUCAUAGGAUUUACAGAUGGCUUUCCUGGCUUUUGGUAGUUUGUAAAAUGUAUAAAGACUCUACUGUCACUAACAAGGAGAAAUGAGCUGGGUAGUUUAGCAAAUUGUAAAUGGAACACAAGUCCAAAUGUUAAUGGUCAGGUGUUGUUUCCAAACAGCCUGUGCUGUCACAUUUAAACAUCUUAUUCCUCCUUUUUUUUUUUUUUUACAAUUUUAGUCUCACAACUCACACAUUCAAACACUACAGCUGUGAUAUCAGUUAAGGCUGGACUCACACCAGAGGAGUUUCAGGUUUAUUUACCUCCUUUUCACUCGUCCUGACAUUUAGAAGAGAAAUCUGGUCUGUAGUCUUCAUCUGAACCGAUGUUUGGCCCAGAUUAUCUGUUAAUAUGGGAUGUUUAUAGAUCCGGUGUUUAAACUGUUGAACUUCUCACAGACUUACCUGAGCCUCCCCGAUAACAUUUUAUUUCAUUUAUGUGGUAAAAUGGGGAUGGUUGUGAUUGUCACAGUAGCACCUGGAGCAGAGACGUCGUUGCCAAGCAAAGCUAGACAUUCUCGCCCUUGAGGCUAAUAUUAGCUGCGGAUUUUAAAACUGACCUUAGUUCUGUCUGAAGAACUAACAAAUCAUGCUGACCACAUCUUCCCAAGUAGUUUCUCAUCAGUUUGUUUGGCUUUUUCUUCUCAUUGCAAAGCAUUAGUAAUGUCCCUAAGAGUAUCAGUGAAAAGCAAUUGGACUUUUCUUUUUGGUCCUUUAAAACAUUUCACCUCAGAUCCAGGAGUCUUCUUUAGUUUUACUAUUAGCGUUACAGCAAGUUGUUGCACCAAACUCUCCAUUUUGUUUCCAUCUGUUUCCCCAUAAGAUGAGUUGGUGCACUGCUCCCUGAUUGACGAAUCACGUGCAACCCCUAAACAAGAUAAAGGCCUAAUAAAGGUGACCAGUUACGCCUGUGUUUGACAGGAUGGAAAUCUGCUCUGCUGCUGUGUUUGGGCUAGUGUCAGAUCUGAGAUUGGAGGAUAAGAAUGCACAGUGUUUGUUUGUUACAAUGUAAAAUAAACAUGUUUUACUGUUUUGUGUU
Amphiprion ocellaris (clown anemonefish) is the source of this 4898-nucleotide messenger RNA. It is a transcript of the gene gpc3, whose product is annotated as glypican 3. Bases 381 to 2129 code for a protein of 582 amino acids. The record is from RefSeq and is a predicted model, not a curated record. Gene Ontology annotation, biological process: positive regulation of canonical Wnt signaling pathway; regulation of protein localization to membrane; cell migration. The transcript is spliced from 8 exons. NCBI's taxonomy places the organism in Eukaryota, Metazoa, Chordata, Actinopteri, Pomacentridae. Gene Ontology annotation, cellular component: plasma membrane; cell surface; extracellular region.